AUGUCUGUCCGGAGACACAUUGGGAAUCCUGAGUAUUUGACCAAAAGGAUACCACAGAGCCCGAAAUAUCAGCAUGUCAAGUCAAGACUGGACACUGGACAGGUCUACAGCGGGCAACCUGCCAACAGCCAUUAA
Octodon degus (degu) is the source of this 135-nucleotide messenger RNA. RefSeq names its product centrosomal protein of 41 kDa-like. The record is from RefSeq and is a predicted model, not a curated record. Bases 1 to 135 code for a protein of 44 amino acids. Lineage: Eukaryota; Metazoa; Chordata; Mammalia; Rodentia; Octodontidae. The transcript has 3 exons.